ACAACCGUGCAGUCUGGCUGGUGAUCACAGAGACUAUAAUUGAAGCCUGGGGCAAUAUGCAGCUCUGGUAACCCUGAACACCAGCUGGACAUACCCUCUGAAAGCUCUGAAGGCCAGGCUUGUUUUGAUUUUCUCAUUUAAGUGGAGUGCAGAAACCUGGAUGCUCUUCAUCCUCUUCCUUCUUCUCUUCAUUGUCUAUACUUAAGCCAGGUCAGCCAUGAAUCUAACUGAAGAGGGGCGAACCGUGGACAAGGAGACGAAAGAAAAACCUGCCAGUGAGCCGUCAUUUGCAAUAUCAGAUGAAAUCCGCCUGGCCAGCAAUGUCAUUCCAGCAGAGUCCAAAACUGAGGAAAAUCUGACUCAGCAGUCUGGAGGUAACCUCAUCUACUCCAUCAAUGAUCGUCCACCAUGGUACCUCUGCCUUCUCCUGGGCUUCCAGCAUUACAUACUGGCUUUCGGUGGGAUCCUGGCCAUCCCUUUAAUCCUCGCAGAGCCGUUGUGCAUUAAGGACAACAACGCGGCCAAGAGCCAGCUGGUCUCCACCAUUUUCUUCGUAUCAGGAAUUUGCACCAUGCUUCAGACCACCAUUGGGACCAGAUUGCCGAUCUUGCAAGGAGGAACGUUCACUUUCGUCACACCAACGUUGGCUAUCCUGGCACUGCCUAAGUGGAAAUGCCCGAAGGGGAGCGUGACCCCUGACUUCAAUGCCACAGUGGCGUCUGUUUCCCAUACAGACCCUGAGGAAGUGUGGAAAAUGCGCAUACGAGAGAUCCAGGGAGCCAUCCUGGUGGCAUCGCUUCUUCAAGUUGUGCUCGGACUCUCAGGGCUGGUGGGAUUUGUGUUGAAGUUCAUCGGACCGCUGUCUAUCGCACCAACCAUCAAUCUGAUUGGUCUGUCGCUCUUCAUCCAAGCUGGAAAGAAGUCAGGAUCACACUGGGGCAUUUCAGCUAUGACUGUGUUUCUCAUCCUCUUCUUCUCCCAGUAUCUCAGUAAGAUCAAAGUCCCUCUUAUUGCCUACAGGGACAAGAAAUGGAUAGUGUUUCAUUAUCCUCUCUUUAGCCUGUUCUCGGUGUUGUUCGGGAUGGCUGGAGCUUGGCUGGUGUGCUUUCUCCUGAUACUCAAAGUCCUACCCAAUUCGCCGCACCAGUAUGGAUACCAGGCCCGGACAGAUAUCAACCUCGAUGCAGUUAGCAGUGCUGAGUGGUUCUUUAUGCCUUAUCCAGGACAGUGGGGUCUUCCGAGCGUGAGCGUCUCGUCCGUCUUGGGCAUGAUGGUGGGGGUUUUGGCGUCCACCAUGGAGUCCAUCGGGGAUUACUACGCCUGUGCGCGGCUUUCUGGUGCCCCAACUCCGCCCACCCAUGCUAUUAACCGUGGUAUUGCGGUGGAAGGCCUGGGCUGCAUCCUGGCAGGGCUGUGGGGCAGCGGCAACGGGACGACGUCUUACAGCCAAAACAUUGCUGCUUUGGGAAUCACCAGGGUUGGAAGCAGGCUUGUUCUGCAGACGGCUGGCCUCCUCAUGCUCAUUCUGGGACUCUUUGGGAAGUUCAGUGCUGUGUUCAUCACCAUCCCGGAGCCAGUGAUCGGAGGAAUGUUCCUGGUGAUGUUUGGGAUGGUCGCUGCUGUGGGAAUCUCCAACCUGCAGUAUGUUGACUUAAACUCCUCCAGGAAUUUGCUGAUCUUUGGGUUUUCUGUUUUCACUGGACUUGUUCUGCCAACGUGGUUUCAAUCAAACCCCGACACCCUCAACACAGGGAUUUCAGAACUGGAUCAGUUAUUCACGGUUCUCUUCACCACCCCCAUGUUUAUUGGUGGCUUCUUGGGAUUCAUCUUGGAUAACACUAUUCCAGGAACGGAUGAGGAACGAGGGAUAAAGCGCUGGAGGAAAAGUGUUGAAAGCGGGACUUCAGUGCUCCUCAGCAAUCAGUCGUUUUACGAUCUGCCUUUCUGCACCAACUUUCUUCAUAAAUUUGAUUUCCUCCAGAACCUUCCCUUCCUCCCCACCAUGAAAUCUCUGGCCCCUCUGGGAACACGCUUAUAAAACCUUCAUCCUCCUUAAAAGAACAUAUAAAUCAGAGUAAUCGUCGUGUACUGAACACAAUUAACAAUGUACUGUGAUUUUUAUGUUUUUAUGACACACCUCAUUUGCUCGGAUGUUUGUACAGAUGUUUCCUGUAAUGUUUCAUAAUUAAAUGCAUUCAAUAUAUAAA
Messenger RNA from Silurus meridionalis, 2207 nucleotides. Its product is annotated as solute carrier family 23 member 2. Gene Ontology annotation, cellular component: membrane. Gene Ontology annotation, molecular function: transmembrane transporter activity. The record is from RefSeq and is a predicted model, not a curated record. Gene Ontology annotation, biological process: transmembrane transport. Lineage: Eukaryota; Metazoa; Chordata; Actinopteri; Siluriformes; Siluridae.